ACUCACAAUUGGCGGUGACAUGGUUUCUACAUUAUACGGGGACGGGCAGGAUUUAAACUCUUGACGGAAUGAUCUAGUUUCUUUCUCCCCCCCCCCCCCUCUCUCAGCACGAUCUUCACACUUCGAGAACAAGAUGACGAGGGCAGUGUCGUGUGUGGCCAAAGAACUACAAUCCCAUUUCGAGUCUCUCUCUCCAAUUCUCUAGCACCUUGUUAUGAAGCUUCCUAGUUCCUGCAAUUUGUCUCUCUCUCGAUAGAUCCGUCUCUAUAUAUUGCCACCAUACUCUAUCCAACACCUCAUUCAAACUAGUCUUUCCCCCCCUCUCUCUCUCUCUCGCGCGCAAUCAUUUCCUAGUCUCCAAAGUUCGAUUACUCUUCCCAAACCAAGGAAAAUGGGUCAACUCCAUGUCUUCUUCUUCCCCAUGAUGGCUCACGGCCACAUGAUCCCAACUCUUGACAUCGCCAAACUCUUUGCUGCCCGCGGCGUCAAAUCCACCAUAAUCACUACUCCCCUCAACGUCCAUUACUUCCAGAAAUCAGUUGAAAGAACCAAUCAGCUGGGCUUCGAAAUGGGAAUCAAGACAAUCAAGUUCCCCGUGGCUGCAGCCGGCUUACCGGAAGGAUGUGAGAGCGUCGAUCAAUUAACUUCCGACGACAUGGUCCCCAAAUUCUUCAAGGCCACCACCAUGCUCCAAGACCAGCUCGAGCGUAUCCUCGACGAGGUCCGACCCGACUGCAUCGUCGCUGACAUGUUCUUCCCCUGGGCCACGGAAGCCGCGGCAAAGUUCGGCAUUCCGAGGCUGGUUUUCCACGGGACUAGCUUCUUCGCCCUCUGUGCUUCGGAGAAUCUGAGGUUAUACAAGCCUCAGAGAGAAGUUUCGUCCGAUGAUGAAUCCUUUUUGGUGCCUGAUCUUCCACAUCAAAUUAAGCUCACGAAAAUGCAAUUGCCAGAGCACGAACGAAGCGAGUCCGAAACAGACUUUGCCAGAAUGGCUGUGAGGAUGAAAGAGUCGGAGUUAUUGAGCUACGGAGUUAUAGUCAACAGCUUUUACGAGCUUGAAACAGAGUAUGCUGAUUAUUACCGAGACGUUUUGAAAAGAAGGGCUUGGCAUAUUGGACCCGUUUCGCUAUGCAAUCGGGAAAUCGAAGACAAAGCACAGAGGGGUAAAGAAGCAUCGAUCAACGAACAUGAGUGUUUAAAAUGGCUUGAUUCAAAGAAACCCAAUUCGGUGAUAUAUAUCUGUUUUGGAAGCGUGGCGAAAUUCGAUGCUUCUCAGUUGUAUGAGAUCGCAAUGGGUCUUGAAUCUUCAGGGCAACAGUUCAUCUGGGUUGUGAGGAGAGGGGAAAACGAGAACGUAAAUAAAGAGUGGUUACCGGAGGGGUUUGAAGAAAGGAUGAAAGACAAGGGCUUAAUUAUCAGAGGGUGGGCACCUCAAGUGUUGAUUCUUGAUCACGAAGCAGUGGGUGGUUUCGUGACCCACUGCGGGUGGAAUUCGACAUUGGAAGGGAUUAGCGCCGGAGUUUCGAUGGUGACAUGGCCAGUGUUCGCAGAGCAAUUUUAUAAUGAGAAGUUGGUGACUGAGAUAUUGAGGAUCGGAGUUAGUGUUGGGGCUCUUAAGUGGAAGACUGGGACAACAAGUGGUGGGGUGACGAGAGAGCAGAUUGGAAAGGCGGUGAGGCGUGUCAUGGUGGGGAAAGAGGCAGAGGAGAUGAGGAAUAGAGCGAAGGAAUUUAAGGAAAUGGCAAAAAAGGCCGUUGAAGAAAGUGGGUCGUCGCACACUAAUUUAAAUGAUCUUAUACAUGAAUUGAGUUCUUAUCGGACUUGAGAUGUUGAAGCUGAAUGUGGUUAUGACUGAUGAAUGCUCAAAAGCUAGCUAGUUGCUUUUGUUUUGUAAAAGUUGUAUUGUUUCUUAUGUUCGAUAUAAAUUUGUUUCAAUACCGAGAAGAAAAUUUAUAGUUCAAUACAAGCACAAGAAUGAAAAUUAUACGUUGUACGAAAAAUGCUACCUGAUUUUCUACGAAAAA
Messenger RNA from Rhododendron vialii, 2024 nucleotides. Its product is annotated as scopoletin glucosyltransferase-like. The transcript has a single exon. The coding region runs from base 392 to 1825 and encodes 477 amino acids. Gene Ontology annotation, molecular function: UDP-glycosyltransferase activity. The record is from RefSeq and is a predicted model, not a curated record. Lineage: Eukaryota; Viridiplantae; Streptophyta; Magnoliopsida; Ericales; Ericaceae.